AUGUAUCAGGUACAGAAGCAGCCACAGUUGGACAAACAACCACAGAUUGUACCAUCGUUGGAAAUACAGCAACCUCAGUUGGACAGACAGCAACAGCAGUACGUGUUGCAGGCGAAGCAGAAGCAACAGAGAAUGCAACAGGCACAGUUGAAGUCACUCGCUCAGUUGAGCAGCAGUCAGCCCCCACUUCACCAUCAUCAUGGUCAAUCCAAUCAGCAGCAGCAACAACUACAAAGAUCUUUGCCAAGUGCUGCAGCGGCCGUAGCCGCUGAGAAGAAGAAGAAUAUAUUCGAUAUAUACAAGAGUAGCAAGCAGAAGAUUAUGAUAUCAUUCUAUAAUAUUUAUCGAAACUAUCCCUCAAGUCCACCCUCUUUCACAAGCUCACCUCUAUGGAUGAUGGGUCAAUGUUACAGCUCCCCAAGCCCUGUGCCUCCUUUGCAAUCUCGCACUCCUCAGCCACACAUUAGUAACACUGAUCAUCAGCAGCAGCAACAACAACAACAGCAACAGCUACCAGCCUGGCUAAGUACAUUCUUCCAACCAUCCAACAAUAAUCAGGCACAGCACAACCAGCAACAGCAGCAGCAGCAGCAACAACAACAUCAGUACAAGUGUAAUAAUAGCAACAACAACAACAAUAAUAACAACAGUCAUCAACUCACAACUACUUUUACAUCAAAGGAUGAUGUUGAUCGAUUUGUCGCCGACUUUAAGUCGAUACUAUGGAUAAGUUAUCGAAAGGACUUCCUACCCUUUGCCAACACGACCAUCACCACCGACAUUGGCUGGGGUUGCAUGGUCCGUACCGGUCAGAUGCUGCUGGCUAGGGCAUUGCUCAAGUACUUUUACAAGAAUGAGAGGAUACCUGAUGUGGACAAGAAUCGACAACAUACCAACUAUAGGAGAGUCAUGACGUGGUUCUAUGACAGCCCUUCGAAGGAGUCGCAAUACUCUAUUCAUCAAAUUGUAAAUAAGAACAAACUCAUCAUAAAGUACCACAACAGCAAGCUGAAAGACUUUGACAUCGAGUCCGACGACGACUGGAAGAACAUCGAGGAAUGGUUCUCGCCCACAAAGAUUGCCAUCGUCCUCAGACAUCUGGUCAAGUCACACAGCGCCAUCAAGCGAGACGUAACAAUGUACGUGCCAUCUGAUGGCGUGGUGUACAAGGAUCACGUUCGAAAGCUAUGCACUGCCACCGCCAGCCACAGCAACAACAAUUCAUAUGUCGAUACGAGCAGUGUGAUCAGUAGCUCAUUCAUUACGAGUGCUGGCGACUGGAGUGGCAUCAGUGGCGCAGACUCUGAGUUUGCCAUGGACACUGGCAGCCAGCACCUAUCGUCACAGGCCAUCCCUCAUCCGGUCUUGGCCAGCACGAUCGCCAGUCCCUCAUCGAUCAAGUCGAACAGCAGCAGUCUGAGCGGCGACGAGUCAUCGCACAUUGGCAAUCAUGGCAACCCGGCGCCCUUUAAGGACCCGCUGACGUGCCCCGACGAAUUUGAGCCACCACGCUGGAAGUCCAUCAUCAUACUCAUCCCCAUCAAGCUGGGCGUCGAGAAGCUCAAUGAAGUCUACUUCCAAGAGAUCAAGGCAAUGCUAGAGAUACCUCAGAGCAUUGGAAUCAUUGGUGGCAAGCCCAAACAAUCAUUCUAUUUCGUUGGUCAUCAAGACGACAGUCUAUUCUACCUCGAUCCUCACUUUGUUCAUGACACUGUCAAUCCCAAUGACAUUACCUUUGCUGAUACCUAUCACUGUUGUAUACCUCAGAAGAUGUCGAUAUCUCAGUUAGAUCCAUCGAUGGCCAUUGGAUUCUUUUGUCGAACAGAAGCUGACUUUGAAGAUUUCUGCAAGAGGAUACGCGAUGUCGAGAAGAGUGGCUUCCCGAUCGUGUCGAUCGGUGACACCAGUCCAGACUACCAGGUGGAGAGCGAUGAUGUCGAUCUCAACGACUUUGAGGAGGAGUUGGAGCACUCGUUCAUCAACAACCUUCACGACCAAAUGUCAGAGUUUGUCGGCGGUGGCAGCAGCAAUGUAGUCAGUGGUGGUGCCAACAACAACAGCAACAGCAACAGCAGUAGUAACAAUACGACAGAUGAUGAAGAUGGCAUAGAUGGAUUCACAGUUGUCAACUGA
Messenger RNA from Acytostelium subglobosum LB1, 2133 nucleotides. RefSeq lists its product as hypothetical. The transcript has 4 exons. Bases 1 to 2133 code for a protein of 710 amino acids. The record is from RefSeq and is a predicted model, not a curated record. Gene Ontology annotation, molecular function: protein-phosphatidylethanolamide deconjugating activity. NCBI's taxonomy places the organism in Eukaryota, Evosea, Eumycetozoa, Acytosteliales, Acytosteliaceae.